UCAGGCCGCCGGGCACGCUGGCUGCACGCAGAGUCCUUGGGGUACCGGCGGCGCGCACCUGCUGAGGGAGGGCCGAGGGCCUUGGCGGCUCAGGCGGUGAUUCUGGCGUCCGUGAGGGGGGCAGCCCGGGGUCAGGAUGCAGCGAAGACCCCGCCCGGGCUCUGCCGCGUUCCCGCACAAGCACACGCCCAACUUCUACAGCGACAACAGCAACGGCUCUAUGAGCAUCACCUCGGGGGAAAGCUGCGGGCACCGGUCAGCUGGGCCGGAGCCCGGGGAGCCCGAGGGCAGAAGAGGCCGGGGCUCUAGCUGCGGUGAGCCCGCCAUGAGCGCUGGAGUGCCCGGAAGAACCACAAAGGCUGAAAGCUCUCGGCUGAAGCCGGCGCCUCGGAGCCACAGUGGGCCGACCGCCUCUGGCGCGGCAACCGUGAGGGGCGGGGCUUCGGAACCGGCUGGCUCUCCCGGUGUCCCUGAGGAGCAGCUCGACCUCUCGACUCUGGAUCCGAGGCAGGAGAUACCUCCCCCGCGAGUGUCCAAGAGCUUCCUGAGCCCACUCUUCCAGGUGCUGAGCGUGUUGUUAUCCCUGGUAGGAGGUGUGCUGGUCAGUGUGUACAGGGAGGUCUGUUCCGUCCGCUUCCUGCUCACGGCUGUGUCACUGCUGAGCCUCUUUCUGGCAGCACUCUGGUGGGGACUCCGGUACCUGGCCCCUCCUUUGGAGAAUGAACCUAAGGAGAUACUGACUCUAAGCGAAUACCACGAGCGCGUGCGCUCCCAGGAGCAGCAGCUGCAGCAGCUCCGGGCUGAGCUGGUUAAACUCCACAAGGAGGUGUCCAGUGUUCGCGCAGCCAACAGCGAGAGAGUGGCCAAACUCGUAUUCCAGAGGCUGAGUGAGGACUUUGUGCGGAAACCCGACUAUGCGCUGAGCUCUGUGGGAGCCUCCAUCGACCUAGAGAAGACGUCCCCCGACUACGAGGAUGCGAACACUGCCUACUUCUGGAAUCGCUUCAGCUUCUGGAACUAUGCGCGACCGCCCACGGUUAUCCUGGAGCCAGAUGUGUUCCCUGGGAAUUGCUGGGCUUUUGAGGGCGACCAGGGCCAGGUGGUGAUCCAGUUGCCGGGUCGUGUGCAGCUGAGCGACAUCACUCUGCAGCAUCCACCGCCCAGCGUGGCACACACCCGGGGAGCCAAGAGCGCCCCGCGUGACUUCGCAGUCUAUGGCCUCCAGGUUGAUGAUGAGACUGAAGUUUUCUUGGGGAAAUUCACCUUCGAUGUGGAGAAAUCUGAGAUUCAGACUUUCCACCUAGAGAAUGACCCCCCAGCUGCCUUUCCCAAGGUGAAGAUCCAGAUUCUAAGCAACUGGGGCCACCCCCAUUUCACAUGCUUGUAUCGAGUCCGAGCCCAUGGCAUUCAAACCUCAAAGGGGGCAGGGGACAGUGCCACAGGGGGGGCCCAUUAAACAUGCUGAUUGUUGGAGUAGAGUGGAGGUCUAUGCUGAAAGAAGCUGGAUCAGUGCUGGGAGGGCUAUUGCGGGAAGAGGGGUGUGUGGCGCUCUAGUUGCCUUUGGUAUAUAAACAUGGUUGGGGGGUCUACCAAAACGCCCUCUUUGAGGGCGCAGCAGUAGAUGAUGUUUAUGGAGUGUUUACCAUGUGCACAAGACAGUACUCUGGACGUUAUAUGCCUUACCCUAACUAAUCUUCACAGCCACAGAGGCGGAAGCCACUCAGGUCAGGAAAGUUGCUCAAGGUCACACAGCUAACGAAGAGCUCAAACACAGCAGGACCCCAAGCCUACCACCCUCUUGCAGAGCUGCCAGUCAGCAUGAAGCCAUGCUUGUGCACCUCAAU
Molecule: messenger RNA, 1844 nt
Organism: Globicephala melas (long-finned pilot whale)
Lineage: Eukaryota; Metazoa; Chordata; Mammalia; Artiodactyla; Delphinidae
Gene: SPAG4
Product: sperm associated antigen 4
Cellular component (GO): nuclear envelope; meiotic nuclear membrane microtubule tethering complex
Molecular function (GO): protein-membrane adaptor activity
Source: RefSeq, a predicted model, not a curated record